CGGCCGGGGGAGCGGGGUUGAGGAGAAUCCGGGCGGUGGCGGGGAGCCGGGCCGGCGCGCUCCGGGGCUGGCACGAGCCCGCGGCGGGCUGCCCGCGGCCGAGUGGCCGGGCUGGGCGCAGAUUCCCGGGCCCGCCCCGCGGGGACGUGCGGCUUCAGCGGACCCUCCUUCGCGACCUCGGGGCGCGCCCCCCCCCCCCCCCCCGCCAGGGCCCCGAGCAUUUUGUGUCCCACACCGGGUUGGGGUGGGGGGACUUUGCCUGUGGGGCAACAGCGAAGCACGGCCCGGACGGGGACACCUCGAGUUUUGCGUGAAAAUGAUUGGUUUUGGGGGGGAGGGGGGUGGUGGCGCUUAUUGGCCACCGUUUGCCCUAAUUUAAAGGCUAUGACAGGGCUUCUGAGCCCUGCCUUAGGGGGGUUUUCCGCCCCCAAAGACCCACUCUGCAGCUGAGUUCUUUAUGCUCAGAUUUGUGUGUCUUGGUAUUUUUAAUGCUUGAUGUCAGAGGUGAUAAAUGACCCUGGUAAUGGGGAGCCCCUGAAGCACCUGCUGGGCUGACGGUGGUGGAGGUUGUGUCAAAGGGUGGGACGAGAGAAACGAAACAGAGAUCCUCUUUGGAUAUUCUGCUGAAGUUAUCAUGUUUCUGUUCAAGUAUAGGUGUUCUAGAACAAGUUGAUAAAUCCAAUUUUAGGACUUUGUGGUCGAAGAGGUUUGAGCGGCAAACAGACCCGGGGUGACCUGGCUUAGCCAGGAAUGUUGGGGUAGCCCGACUAUCUCCUCCCGUUUCCCCUUGGCAUAUUUAUUUAUUUAUUUAUUUAUUUGCUGUCACAAAUGCUCAAGUGUGAUCACAGAAUAGGAAAGAAGCUAGGGGACAGCAUUUAGCACAGGCCCGAGCCCAAGAUUGAUGUUUUCAAAGGAACAAAUAUGUAACGAGGAAAAGGAAAAUCUUUUUCUCUGUAAGGUUGGUAGUUUGAGACAACUUGCUCUCUGGUUGGGAACUACCAGCCCAUACUAAUAGUUCAUUUUACGUAAUGCCAUAGAUAUUAAGGAUUGAGUGGGGAGGAGUGCCAUAUCUAAGAUUUGUGUGAUUGAAAUUUUCACAAGUCAUAUUUUACCCAUAGCAUUACUAAAUAAAGGAACCCUAGGGUGAAUCCUUCUACAGAUCCCUCAGUGUGUCUUGACUUUUGAUAUUGAGAGUCUGCUUAAAACGGAAUGCACAUAUUUAUUUGGUUUUGGCUUUACCUUGGAGAUAAUCCUGAGUCAUGCUUUAGAGAAGUUCCUUCUGUGAUCAACAGCUCAGAUGUCUGGUGGUCUCUAUAAAAGCCAGACGCUCCUCUUUACCUGUAAUUUUGUCUUCUGGAGCUCUGGAGAAAGGAGGACCCCGGGAGGUGGGAAGCAGAUUAAGAGGCCUUCUCUUCCAUGUUUGCCUUGUUUCCACACCAGGGCUCUAAAUUACUCGUGUUCACACACCCAAGUUUCUCAAUUUACCACAGAAAUCUUGUUUAUGCUACUGCCACUAGUAUUUUCACAUUUGUUUAAUACUUGCCAGUUUACAAAUGGUGUUCUAUUCAUGCUCUUGCUUAUUUUCUCCUUUUCUGCAAAGAAGAAGCUGGGUUUAAAGAGGGAUUUAUUCAGGGUCUCAUAAUUAGUAAUGGAGCAGAAGUGGGAUACAGAUCCUCUCUGGGGAGCAGUUCUCUUUCCUCUGCACUGGCCUGCAUGUGACUUCAGAACCCCUAGUCCUGAUCUGUUACCCUGCGGGUCAGUUGUUGCCUUUCUGUUAUGACUUGGUGGUAAAACUGUUUUGUGGAAGGCGGUAUUAUCCCAUUUUAUUUUGUAGAAACUGAGGGUAAGAGGUGUCUUCUGAUUUUGUGACUAUUUGCGAUAGCUCUGUAGCUUUAAGGUCAUGUUUUCAACGUAGAGCGCCUUUCCUGUAGACUGCAUGGAGAGAGGAGAGAGAAGAAACAAUUCGUUUUAGGAAAAAACCAUCUAUUUCUGUGUUGGUAUGGUUAAGGAUAACCUAACACCAUAAUCACAUUCUCCUUGUGUGCCUGGCUACUUGUGUCAGCCUGUAUGUGAACAUCAACCCAAAAGACUCCUUUAGAUGUUGCUGAACUAGUUACUAUAAAAAGUAUUUCACUUUCAAACACCCAUGUUUCAAGAACAGAGGAAUUCCGUACAAAGGUAAUUUUGAAGGUAUGUGUAGAUGGAAUUUAUUGGGUCUUUUCUGAAUGCCAGCCACAGAGAUUUCAGUAGAAAGGCAUUUUGUAAGGGCUACCUGGGAACUUUGGGUAGGCAGUAGUUAUAGGUUUUUAUUAUUUAUUCAAGUUUGGAGGUGUGUGUUCUGAUGUGUAAGUUGUAAUAUAGGAGUAGGACUUUUGCCUGGGAGAAUUCUUAGCUGUAGUCUGUAGCAGAAAUGAUAAACUCAGAAUGUUUAUGUAAAAUUAGUUCAUCAUAACCAAAAGCUUGAUUGGAAUUCUGCAGUGAUGAGGAGAAUGGCUUUCAGGAGUUCUUAGGUUAUUCUUUAAGUUACUAACUUGUUGAAUUGUGCAUUUUUCAGAUUUGCAACUUUAGAAAAUUCUUAGCAAUUUCUUUUAAGGCCUUUAAAAAUUCUUCAGUAUGUAUUUUCCGUAGUUUAAUUAUCUGCUAACAUUACACCUUCAGAAUUUACACAUUAGUCAUGAUUAACCUUUGAAGCUUAAAUGUGGGUGAAUUUCCAGUACUGCUUCCGGUACCUCUCUCCCACUCACUCUCUCUCUCUCAAAAUAAAUAAAUAAACUUAAAAAAAAAAAGUCCCUGAGGAUAAUCUUAAAAAAAAAAAGAAUUUUGUUUGCACCUACAGUCAGAUAUUUUCAGGUGGGACUGAUUUUUAAGGGUCAGAAACCUUUCUUUGAACUUUACAAUUGUUUGGGCUUGGUUGCAUUCAUUGUUGUUUAAAAUGAUCUUUAGUAAGGAGAGUCACUUUAAAGGAAAAUUUUUUUCAUUGUUACCCUCAUAAUCUCCAUUCCCGGCAAAUAUUCUGGAAUAUUAGAUUUUUCUUUGUCUUCACCAAGUAAAACAGGCCCAUUUGAUGCCCAUUUUAAGAUCUUCCUUCUGCUGCCUGUCUUGUGGUCAUUUAACUUCUCAUUAAGCCCUCCACUGGAGGUUGUGCCAGAAGGGGGAGAAGAUGAAAAGCAAAUGAAUCAUUUUCUAAUAGUUAGCAGCUCUGAAAAAAUGAUUUAGUAGAAGGAAUUGCCGCUAUUCCAGAAAUUCUUUUCGGAUUAUGUUUUAUUUCAUUCAUGUGUACUAUCUCUGAGAUGUUCCUAAUAGGCAUCGAUUUAGAGGCUGAUUGUGCAGUUAUUGGGUGACCAGGAAUCUAACUGCUUGUUUUGGUUUGUUUCUUGCUGUAUCUAAGCAUCUCCACAGAGAAUGUUUAGAAGUAAGGAGUAGGGAUAAAAUUUAAACUUUAUCAAUACUAUUUUUUUUUCCCCUUAGAGCUCUUUAGUGAACAGUUUGAUUUUUUUGGACAGUUUAGUCAUUGUUUUUGGAAGUGACUAAUAAUAACUUCAUUUUAUUUUGAUGUAUCUGCAAGUUAUACACAAAUGUAGGGAGACUUUUGGGUGCUUUUUAAGAAACAUGGGUUUAUAUAGGUUCCCAUAAUUGCUUUCUUGAAUAAUUAGGCUUGAGGUUUCAUUACUUCUUUGUAUUGGAACAGAACCUUGGCUUUUGCUGUGGAACAGAUUCAAAGGCAUCAUCUAAUUUUCUUUUUAUGAUUGCUAAAGAGUUACCUUGUUUUGGUUUAGCGGUAAAAAGUCAGGGGAAAGGGUUAAUAGUGGACAGACCUUGCACAACAGUUGUAACAUUGAUGAUAUCUGUUUUUUUCCUUUGUCUUUGGUCUCCCAUUUCUCAUUUAACCAUUCUGGUAUUCCUGGUUUAAAGUUCUUUACUUCACUUAAGACAGAGGACACCAGUCUUCAGUCAUGAUAGUGAGUAGGUUCUUGUUAUUUUUCCUCAGGGGAAUUUUUACAAACCCAUUGUGACUGCUCACUUAGACUCAGUUCCUAUUAAAUUUGUAAAUAAAAUCUACCUGUGAGGGUGUCUAAAAUUAAUCCUUUCAGCUUUUUGUUUCUUGGAUUCAGUUCUUUCAAAUUCCACCCAAAGAGGCGAUUUAUAGAAAGAUCUAGACUAGGAGUCAGAAAAUCUAAGUUUUUAGUUACUUUCCAACUGUGGAAACUUGAGAAAGUCAUUUAAUCUGUUUCUCUAUUUUGCAUAUCUAAAAUAGGUACAGUAAUUCAUGCACUACUUAAUUGUAUCAAGAAUGUUGUGGGAGAAAAAGUUCUACCUCUUUUUAUUUAAAUUGUUUCUUCACAUUGGAAUCCCUUCUCUAAGGUUGUCCAAAUAUUCCUGCAGAGUUCUACUGAGUGAGCUCUUCCUGAAGUCCUCCCAUUUGGAAGUGUUCUUGCUCUUUCUUCCCAAAGGCCUCUGCUAGUCCAUCCAUUAUGUAGCACUUCUGAAUUCUGUACAGUUGUUGCAUGUUGCCUUUCUUCACAGAUAGAAAGCUCCAUGAAGGCAAGGAUUGUAUCUUCCCUAUUUCUGUGUAUCCUCAUUGCACACUCCCCACCCCCCCCCUCCCCCCGCCCCCCGCAGGGGACCUAUAAUAAAUGUCUCAGUUGACUGAAUUAUUUUUUAAAAUGUUUAUUUAUUUCGUGAGAGAGCAACAAUAGAGGAGGGGCAGAGAGAGAGAGAGAAUAUCCCAAGCAGGCUCUGUGCUGUCAGUGCAGUGCAGAGCCUUAUGUGGGGCUUGAACCCACAAACUAUGAGAUCAUGACCUGAGUUGUAUGCUUAACCAGCUGAGCCACCCAGGUGCCCUGACUCAUCUAUUUUUGAGGCUGUCAGGAAUAAAUACUCUGGGUGAUGGGAAGAUGCCAGAGAUGAGCCUGUUAUCAGAACUUUUGGAUGACUGGCCUUUUAAAUCACUUCAUUACUGGAGGGCCUGGAUGGCUUAGUCAGUUGAGCGUCUGGCUCAAGUCAUGAUAUCAUGGUUCCUGAGAUCAAGCCCCGAUUGGGCUCUGGGCUGCAUAGUGCAGAGCCUGCUUGGGAUACUCUCUACCCCUAACUUACUACUCCCGCCCCUCCCCCCCCCCCCCCCCCCCCGGACUCUUUCUCUCUCUCUCAAAUAAACAUUAAAAAAAAUAAAAUCAGUUAUUGCUCUGUCCACUGUAUCAUGUACUGAAUUGGAUGCACAUAAUGUAAAUUGGUAAAGCCUGUUUUCUUGUUUCUAUUUACUUCAAGUGCUGUGAAGCAAGUCAGAGGAAUGAAAAGUUGUCACAACAGCCCUGAAUUUGACAUUUGUUCCAUUUCUCACCCUGUAGCAUGUGGAGGCCUAUCUAUAUCCAACUGCUGAGUAUGGAGAAUAAAACCUGACUGCACGUUGUCUGGUCCACAUUUUAGCUUGUUUUCUUUGAAGAAUGUGCAAGGUGGAAAAAUAGAUGCUUCAGGCUCUGAUUUCAGCCCAUGCUGUGCUAUGCAAAUGUUCUCUACAUGCCUGAGUGACCUUUUUGAGAAAGAGCCUUUGUGAUCUUCUGCAGCCAGGGCCUGUUCUGGGAAUAGUGUGCCAGAUUUCUCUAAAAGUGGGAAAAGUGAAUCUGUUCAAAGACCAUAUUAAAAAGCCAGUGCUUUUCCUGGAUAAAUAACCGAUAAGUUCGUGUUUCUGACUGUCUCUUGCCAGAGCUUUUGAAAUUUGCUCUGCAGUUUGUUUUGCCGGUUGAUUUGGAGAAUGAUGUGUGUGAGAGGGGACUGACUGAACCAAAUCCAUAGCUGGGAAAGUGUUUAAGUGCUUUUGAAUUGUAGAUAAAAAUAAAUUCAAACAGGCAUCAUUAGUGUCUGGGUGUUUAUCAAUGUCUUCAGGCUGCUCUCGGUAAGUGCCGGCUGAGUAACUCGCAACCAGAUUUGUGAGGUUCUUUUUGUCCCAAAUUGUGCUCUAAUGAUUUGGCAUUUACAUUGUUUUCUGUUUGUUUUAUUAUUGUACCGAAUGAAAUAUAUCAUUAUUAAAAGUAUAAUUAAUUGUUUUAAUGUUGUAAAAGAAAUACCAUUCUGAUAUAUUUCUCUUGGAGUGAUACUGGUGUCACUUGAAGUCUUGGAGGUUCAUGACUUUUAAUACUUUUACUGAGAUGUUUAGUUUGUAUAGCUGGAUAGUUUGUAUAGUUUGCCUAAUGGAUGAAAAAGAAUUUUCUCUUUCUCCCUUUCUCUUAAGCCAGCUUUUUGAUAAGGAUCAUUAAUAGGUUUGCACCAGAAUAAGGCUGUAGAGUUAAUCGUAAUGUUCUCCUGUAGAAAUUCUAAAAAUUGAAUUUUCAGAGAGCGUAGGUAGAAUUUGAAUGACUGGUUUACCAACUAGGCUCUUCCUCCUUCCCUAAGCAUAGGAUAAUUUUUUUCUCUAAAGAUGGUCAAUCUCUUAGGUAUGAGUAGAAGUUCCAAAGGAAUGCUUUCUUCUCCAGAUCUUUGCCCUAUAGCUGGUUUUGGUUGAGCAAAGAUGAAUAGUUCUCUGGUGGUUGGCCUGCUCUGUUGGGUGGAAAAAUCCUUCGCUGUUUUCAUGGUUAAAUGCUCUAUCAUAUGUCUUUUUCUCUUCCCCAAGUUUCCCUGGAACCUGGGCUCCCUGAGACGCAGCGCUGGAGCAGAUGGAUAAUGGAGACUGGGGCUAUAUGAUGACUGACCCAGUCACGUUAAAUGUAGGUGGACACUUGUAUACCACGUCUCUCACUACAUUGACGCGUUACCCGGAUUCUAUGCUUGGAGCUAUGUUUGGGGGGGACUUCCCCACAGCUCGGGACCCUCAAGGCAAUUACUUCAUUGACCGAGACGGACCUCUUUUCCGAUAUGUCCUCAAUUUCUUAAGAACUUCAGAGUUGACCUUACCCCUGGAUUUUAAGGAAUUUGAUCUGCUUCGGAAAGAAGCAGAUUUUUAUCAGAUUGAGCCCCUGAUUCAGUGUCUCAAUGACCCUAAGCCUUUGUAUCCUAUGGAUACUUUUGAAGAAGUUGUGGAGUUAUCUAGUACUCGGAAGCUUUCUAAGUACUCCAAUCCAGUAGCUGUCAUCAUAACUCAAUUAACCAUCACCACCAAGGUCCAUUCCUUACUAGAAGGUAUCUCAAACUAUUUUACGAAGUGGAAUAAGCACAUGAUGGACACCAGAGAUUGCCAGGUUUCCUUUACUUUUGGACCCUGUGAUUAUCACCAGGAAGUUUCUCUCCGGGUCCAUCUGAUGGAAUACAUCACAAAACAAGGUUUCACGAUCCGCAACACCCGAGUGCAUCACAUGAGUGAGCGGGCCAAUGAGAACACAGUGGAGCACAACUGGACUUUCUGUCGGCUGGCCCGGAAGACCGAUGACUGAUCUCUAAGCCUGGGAGAAGUUCCUGGAAACUGACUCUCCAGGACAUGGAAGAGACUGAUUUUUUUUUUUUUUUUUUUAAUCACAGUGUGGGAAUUUUUUUUAAAUAUUUGUAUUUAUUUGAAGGCAUUGAGGACCAGAAGGAAGUUUUGUGCUUUAGCAGACUCCUCUAUGUUUUGUUCCCUUUACCUUGAGUAUGCAUGUGCCUGUUCAGAGCCUCCAGAUACCUUUUUUAUAAAAAGAAGUAUGAAAAUCAUUAUGGUAUAUAAUCUACUCUUAACAGAGCUUUUUUUUUAUUACAGUGCUACAAUGAUUUCUGAUUAAAUGGUCCCUAACUUAACUAGAAGGCUAAAAAUGCAGGCAUGAAAGAAUAAACAGAGUACUCAUGAUGCCUUUGAGAAAAAUCAAAACAUCAUGUAGGGUGACCUAGUUUCCAAACCAAUAAGCAGUAUUGUAAUAUUAAAGGAAAACUGUUCCAAUCAUUUAAAAGUACUUGUUAAGUACUGCUUUUUACAGUUAUGACAACUGUUUCUUUCUAUGCAUAUAAAUCAAGCAACCAAAUAUCUGUAGCCAUGGAAAUGUCUGACUAGAAAUAUUUAUAUUGGAUUCUGAAUACAAAAUGUCCCUGUGGUAGAACUCUUACUUCUUAUGCCUGGUGCAGUAUAAUUCCCAAGUGUACUGUCUACCAGGAAAAAAAAAAAAAAACCUAAUAAAAAAUGA
Messenger RNA from Prionailurus viverrinus (fishing cat), 8078 nucleotides. RefSeq names its product potassium channel tetramerization domain containing 6 (gene KCTD6). The record is from RefSeq and is a predicted model, not a curated record. NCBI's taxonomy places the organism in Eukaryota, Metazoa, Chordata, Mammalia, Carnivora, Felidae. Gene Ontology annotation, biological process: protein homooligomerization; ubiquitin-dependent protein catabolic process. Bases 6648 to 7361 code for a protein of 237 amino acids. The transcript has 2 exons. Gene Ontology annotation, molecular function: cullin family protein binding.